Messenger RNA from Solanum stenotomum, 717 nucleotides. RefSeq lists its product as uncharacterized. The coding region runs from base 1 to 717 and encodes 238 amino acids. The transcript has 2 exons. The record is from RefSeq and is a predicted model, not a curated record. Lineage: Eukaryota; Viridiplantae; Streptophyta; Magnoliopsida; Solanales; Solanaceae.
AUGACUGCGUGUAAGAUUGAAACAGUUAAGGCUAUAAUAAAGAAUAUAAAUAAUGACUACUUUGCUUUAUUGGUUGAUGAAUCUAGAGACGUGUCACGCAAAGAGCAAAUGGCUAUUUGUCUAAUAUAUGUUGACAAAAGGGGGUUUGUGAUGGAGGCAUUUAUUGGACUUGUUCAUAGUAAAGAUACUAGUGUUUUAUCUCCAAAGGAAGCAAUUGUAGAUGUGCUUCCUCACCAUUCUUUAACUUUAUCUAAUGUACGUGGGCAAUGUUAUGAUGGGGAAAGCAAUAUGCAAGGUGAUCUAAGUGGUCUUAAAACGUUGAUUAGACAAGAAAGUAGACCGGCUCAUUCUGUUCAUUGUUUUGCUCAUCAACUUCAAUUGACUCUUGAUGCGGUUUCUAAAAAGUAUGUUCAACUACAAGAACUUAAUGACCAUUUCAAUGAGGUGACAAGUGAUUUUCUUAAUGGAGUAUCUUGCUUGAAUCCAAUUGAUUCAUUUUCUAGUUUUGACAUAGAUAAGAUAAUGAGAAUGGCUGAAUUAUAUCCUGAUGACUUUGAUAGGUCCAACAUGAGAGCUCUUGAGAAUCAACUUGUUAAUUACAUUAUUGAUGUUCGUGAUAAUGAUGAAAGGUUCUCCAAUUUGGGUGGACUUGGGGAACUUUCAAGAAAGUUGGUUGAGACAAAGAAGCAUUUAAACUAUUCUCUUGUAUUUCUUUGA